AUGGAUCCUGGAGACUCUUGCGCCGUAUAUUUGGAUGACCGUGUGAAAGAACAGCGCUGGGUAGUGAGGAACGCAUCUACGUCUUCCGAAACGAAAGUUACUGGACUACAAUGCGCUAUCCCUGAGGAUCCGGAACUUCACACCAAUGUUGAACUGUUUCUGGGUGUCUUCAAGAAAGUUUUCUUAACAAAAUCUAGAAAAGAAUUUGCCAAAAUAUUAACGGAAGUCAAUGAAAGUUGUCGGCCGAAUUCUAACCCUUUAUUUGCCCUUGUCGCCAUCAGCAUCAUUGGUUCAUCACAGGAUACGCCUCAGUCGUCUGAACAUCCUCCAAACUCAACCCUGACGAAGCCACCGUCACGCAGAACUGAAGUCGGACGGGUUCUACCAUUUUCAUCCGAUGAGGAUGAAUUUUGUGCGAUAGAUCUUCUUGCGAGAUUUUCCUCGAAUUUGAAAGCCCAGGAUGAAGUCAAUCUCGCCGUCCCAAUUGCCGUCUUACGGUUUGUACAAGAAAACGAUGGAGAAAUAUAUUCUACCCAGCGCGAAGAAGAUUUUUCUAUGGUUACCAAGUGUAUAAAUCGUUGCUUAGAUGCUGGGGUCGUCGACGUCCUUAUUUCGCCGCUGGAUGCUCCAAGAGUCCAAGCUCUCUUGGUUCACGCAUAUCGAAUACAUAAAAGCGCGCGAGAAGAACAACUGCAGUCUACGGAAAACCGGAAACUCAGAAAACACUCGUGGGUUGGUGCAAGUGACAGUCAGCAACCAUACGGAUAUCUUAGAGAACUCAUGGUCACUAAACUUAUGAAACGAAUAUGCAAUCCCGAGGAAGAGGUAGAGGAUUCUCAAACACGGUAUGCAUCGUCGUUGAAAGUGUCUCAAGAUACUCGAGGCUUAGCUGGGCCCGGUAAUCUUGAAAUCCUUCACGAUCGCAAACACCUCGUUGAGAUUGAAAUCAGCACCUGGAGUUUCUCAGCCCAUGAUUUCUCAGAGGACGAACUUGUACACGCUUCAUUCACGAUGAUACAACAUGCCCUUAAAAUGCCAGAAUUGGAACAUUGGCGAAUCCCAUCAACCGAACUUCACUCGUUUUUACUUGCCACUCGUGCCACAUACAAUUCUUUCGUGCUAUACCACAAUUUUCGCCAUGCUGUGGAUGUUCUACAGUCGACUUUCCACUUGCUCGUCUGCAUGGGAGUUUUACCGCGCUAUCCGGAUGGAAUUACGCAAUGCAGCACAAGGAGUCCAAUUGCAUUAUUGCUGACCCCAUUUGACGCUUUAACGCUGCUGAUCACUGCUCUUGGUCACGAUGUCGGUCAUCCAGGGGUAAACAACAUCUUUCUCGUCAAAUUAAGCGCUCCACUCGCCCAGCUGUACAACGAUACUUCGGUUCUGGAAUCUUUCCAUUGCGCUGCAUUUUCUCAGAUCUUACGGAUGCAUUGGCCCGUGGUUUUCGCGGAUAUGAAACUGCGUAAAUUGAUGAUUAGUUCAAUCCUCGCGACCGACAUGGGUAUUCAUUUUAAAUUUAUGGAAUCCCUGAAUGCACUUCAGGAGAAAUAUCACAAAUCUCAUACAACGCAAGGGUGGAAGCCGCAAGAUAUAGAGGCUCAUCGGUCGUUACUCUGCGGUUUACUCAUCAAAUGUGCCGAUAUUAGCAAUGUGGCCCGCCCGUGGGUAAUCGCAGAACGAUGGACGAAUAUCUUGCAAGAGGAAUUUGCUCACCAAGGCGAGAUGGAGAAGAAUGUCGGGAUAGAAACUGCACUUUUCGGUGGCCCUCCGGAACUUGGAAAUAUUCCCAAACUCGCCAAGGGUCAAAUGGACUUCAUGAAGUUAUUUGCACUGCCCCUUUUCGAAGGCAUGGCGGAUAUUAUACCGGAGAUGGCAUUCACUGCAGUCGAGAUAAGACGUAAUUGGUCAACUUGGCAAAGACUCGUGAGUGGAGAUUUGCACAGCAUGUCAUCACAUGAAGCGUCAUCUCAACAGGCCCGCCCGUCGUCGGAUCUUGCGAGUGUAGAACCUGUUGGAAAGCCUCUCCAGGGUACCGUUGUUGAUCGUGAAAAGACACCACCUGCUUCAUCAUUACCAUUGUCCCGUACGGCUGACCACGUGCCUCCAACUAAGGAUAGUGGAAUAGAUGGGAAUCUUGAAGCUGAGAAAGGAAAUAUGGGCACCCCUGAUAUCUCCUCCUCCGCCGUAUCGACGACUGCUUCAGAACAUAAUGAUUCAGCUGCAGAUGGGAAUCAAGUGUCCAAUUCCAGACGGGUUCAGUCUCACCGCCUAUCUCAGCGCUGGUCUACUCGUCCAUCAACUAUAAUAGCACCGAAUCGCCAAAGUGAGGUUACACUCGGAACGCGUACUCAAAGUGCCAGCACCUAUACGAAUAACACUGUGGUGACUCCCAUAUCCUCAACGACGCAGGCCAGCAGCUUUAUCAGUGUCGGUAGCAGUAAUGGCGACCAAGAUUACGUGAACCCGGCGAGCGAGCCUGAUCCGGAAAACAGCUUUCCGAGCUGCAAUUCCCAAGGCCUGGCGGAACAAGAUAAUGGAGAGGGCAGCAGUAAUCGCCCUACCCCUGUGGCUAUAUCAGCCGGCCCUGGCCGUCCGCAUCACCUUCACCCCUACCACAAUAUCGUUAACGGCAGCAAUGGGAAAUCCCCGCAUUUCAUGAGUGCCCUGAUCGACAGAAGUUUCGGCACCAACAAAAGCAAUGGAUUCAGCAUAACAAACCCCACCUGCUCUACCUCCGACAACAACUGCCAUCCAACCGGCAAUCCACAUUUCUCGAAUCAUGAUCCCCUACCCAACCACAACACAAGCAACAACAUGAAUGGAAAUACCAACAGAAGCAUCUCACGACGAAGAAGUCGCUUAAGACUCGCUUUCUGGCGUCGCAACACAACAGACAAUAGUCGCAGCCCAUAA
This is a messenger RNA of Paracoccidioides brasiliensis Pb18, 2913 nucleotides long. Its product is annotated as 3',5'-cyclic-nucleotide phosphodiesterase PDE2. The transcript has 5 exons. Gene Ontology annotation, biological process: signal transduction. Gene Ontology annotation, molecular function: 3',5'-cyclic-nucleotide phosphodiesterase activity. Bases 1 to 2913 code for a protein of 970 amino acids. The record is from RefSeq and is a predicted model, not a curated record.